AUGCACACUGAGCUGUCCGCGGCAGCUUUGAAUGACGCAGCUGUGCACAAUCAGCGACAGAUAAACUCCGCACUCGAACCGGAUUUAACCACAUCCGCUCUGCCAAACUAUUCAUCGUACUACGCUCCCGAACCAACCACACCACACCCACCGAUCGAUGAGACAAAUCGACGUGGUACUUCGAACACAUCCUACUCUCACACACCCACGUCAGCCCAGUACUCAUCAACAGAAUGCAGCAACUUGACGGAUUUGAAUACAUCCCUAUCAGCCCUACCUCCAUAUCCGACCGCAGCAAUGGCCGCCGCUGCCGUUGCAUGCCAUUCAGCCCGGUCGCUACCGCGAGCUGCGUCUGCAAACCCAGCCCAGUAUCUAACGUCUGCUUUUCAUGGUCCGAGCAACUACCUCGGUCGAGCUCAACAGCCCAUCCAAAACCAGCGUCUCUCAGGAUCGGUCGAUAACACUCAACCCUCUCAGCAUUCUCCCAGACGAGCUGCUGUGGUGGAUCUAGCUAACUGGAACCAGCCUGUUCAACCCUCACAAAAUGCAAAUAUCUUUUCCCCACCUACUGGGUUCUACACUUCAGGGAUGGCCGCAGCAGCAGUCGCUUCCUGUUAUUCAGCGUCCCAUUAUGAGCCAACUUCUCAGUCACAAACGGCGCAAUUCUACCGGUACUUGCAGGAUCGUCGAGCCAAUGCUGUCUACGGCCUGGGUAACAUAAGGUCUAGCACUGCAAAUUCUAGUUCACUCAUGGGAUCCAAUCGUGGAAGCUUCUUUAAUUCCACUUAUCCGUCUUGUACAAUGUAUCCAGACCCAUGUGCAUUUAUUCCGCGACUAGCGGCCAGAACCGGACACCAAAUGGGACUGGGAACCAUUGCAAAUGUGCCCACGCACACAGAGAACACAAGAUCUUCAACAGGCAAUGGUGAACUGUUCUACUGCCAAUGGAUCGAUCCAGUGCCUUUGGUUCCUGGAGCGCCGAGAAAACAAUGCACCAAAGUUUUCGAUUCAGUUACUGAAAUUGUCAAUCAUAUCACACUUGAACAUGUUGGUGGACCAGAACAACUUGACCAUACAUGUUACUGGCGUGAUUGUUCACGGGAAGGUCGGCCGUUUAAAGCCAAGUACAAAUUAGUCAAUCACAUUCGCGUCCAUACAGGGGAAAAACCGUUUCCUUGUCCGUUUCCCGGUUGUGCCAAGGUGUUUGCUCGGAGUGAAAAUUUGAAAAUACACAAAAGAACGCAUACCGGUGAAAAGCCCUUCAUGUGCGAAUUCGAAGGCUGCGACCGACGUUUUGCCAACAGUUCGGACAGGAAAAAGCAUAUGCAUGUGCAUAUGAACGACAAACCGUAUUUUUGUCGAUUUAAAGGAUGUGACAAAAGUUACACUCAUCCCAGCUCUUUGCGUAAGCAUUUGCGGGUUCACUCGUUGUCACCUACUAACUCUCAAGCCGAUUUGGAGGCGCGAUCCCCAGGUAGUGAGCAGCUGGAUGUAGAGAGUUCUGAGAUUCGCAAUAACGGGCACUUUGAAGAGGAACUACGUAGUGAUUUGAAUGGAGUCAAUGAGCCGCCCAAAUGUUCUCCCGGUAUGUCUCACCGAUCGACUUUUAUCAAAUCGGAACCCAUCAACUUGGGUAGGUUUAAUUGCAAACUGGGGAAGCGUGCAGAUGCGGGUUCAAUCGACUCGGUGGACCAAAACUCUGAGGUCAGUCUUCGAAAAAUACGGAAAAGACGCCACUCUUCCAAGACGGAAUUGUUCGGUUGUGAUGUUGGAUCAUUGGUUGACUUCAAGUCACCCCACAUGUUUGACAUUUUGCGAUCAUGUGAUCGUAUUCCGAACGCACUUACAUGUGGUGAUUUUUCUGGACGGGACUCAGCAGAUCAGUAUCGACCAGCCGUAUCUAUUCCAUUUUGUUUUAGCACACUACAUCCAUACACGCAAUCCGGACCCGCCUUCAAUACCCAGUCAACAACAUCGAAAGUUUUUGACGCAUUCCUACCUUUCUCUUCUCUUCAAUUCUCUCAAACUUCAAACCAGCCAAGUGCACUCUUGUCAAGGUCAAACACGAGUAUGGAUAGUGGACAGAGAGACAGAUUUUUAAGUGCACGUCGUGAUUUCGAACAUGGGAUUGCUUAUGCACAUCCGGCUUACGCACCCAACAUGUAUCAGAUGGCAAAUCCAGUGUUCCCCCAAUCCACUGACGCCAGGAAGCUGCGUGAUCUUUCAGAUUCCGUUAUCGAUGGGACAGGAUACAGUAGUCUGUCAGAACAAAUCGAACGAAGCUCACCAUCGCUUUGUCAAAAUUCAGUACAAAACGAGUUUACUUUGUUGCAUUCUAGUUCGAAUACACGAGACUCAUCACUUUCAACGCACCAGUCCACCCGUAAUUCGGAGAUUACAGUUCAGUCAACCAGUCACCACUCAUCGUCCACUGAUUCAGACCUCGAGAGUACAAGCUUGCUGUUUAAAGCUAAUUCUUCUGCAAAUUCGAGUUUCACAAAUUCAUCGGCGCCUAAACCACAGACAAACUUGUAUGAUACUCUCAGUCACCCAUAUUCAUCAAAUGCAGGAGCAAUAGCGAACACACUCCAGCCAGAAUUAUUGGCAUCGGACACCGAAGGUCUACCAACGGCCUCCACGGCCGCGACUAGUCCAUCAAACGCACUCUCCGUAGGAUGGCUCCCACAAGCCACCUCUGGGGCAACAUCAGUCAGCUACUUCGAUUGGCGUACUCCUCAUCCGGUACCGGGGGGCAACAGAAUUACACCUGACGGUACCAUUGAAGGACGGAUCUUGAAACAGAAUUCACCCGAUCACUCUUUGAAAUCUCCACCACUCCUAUCCUUGUCCUCAUCCAGUACUGUACCCGCUCCUUCUUCAACAGAUCUCCAAACAGCAGCAGCCUUCCAGCGACCGUAUUCUUCCCUACUAUUCCCACCCAACCGUUGUGCCAAUACUGGUUCCGAAUCGCCUCGCACCGUAAAUACCUCAAAUUUGACCAACCUAACUCUAAUCCAUCCUCUAAACGGCUGUGGCUCCCUCGAAGUCACCUGA
Molecule: messenger RNA, 3054 nt
Organism: Opisthorchis viverrini
Lineage: Eukaryota; Metazoa; Platyhelminthes; Trematoda; Opisthorchiida; Opisthorchiidae
Exons: 2
Coding region: 1-3054 (1017 amino acids)
Biological process (GO): regulation of transcription by RNA polymerase II; central nervous system development
Cellular component (GO): nucleus
Molecular function (GO): RNA polymerase II cis-regulatory region sequence-specific DNA binding; DNA-binding transcription factor activity, RNA polymerase II-specific
Source: RefSeq, a predicted model, not a curated record